Molecule: messenger RNA, 1551 nt
Organism: Glarea lozoyensis ATCC 20868
Lineage: Eukaryota; Fungi; Ascomycota; Leotiomycetes; Helotiales; Helotiaceae
Exons: 6
Coding region: 1-1551 (516 amino acids)
Biological process (GO): nuclear membrane fusion involved in karyogamy; karyogamy involved in conjugation with cellular fusion
Cellular component (GO): endoplasmic reticulum membrane
Source: RefSeq, a predicted model, not a curated record
AUGAUACCGUCAACAAUUAUCAUCUUCGCCUUUUGCCCGAUGUUCACCGUCGCCUUCAAUUUCUUCAAGCAUACAUCGGUAGCGAAUAUUCCAGAAGAUGACCAGAAAGAUAAGACACUGUUGCCGGACAAUAUUAAGGUUGAUAUGACGAUAUCCUAUUCUCGCAAACCCGAGUUCUACAACAAGGCAAUGCUUGAGCUCAAACGCUUAGAAGAUGAGCCAAUGUGUCAUCGCCUAGCUGCUCACCUUCUCAUGAAUACCUGCCGAGGAUUGCAAGAUAUCAACGAACAGACACUACAAACGACGAAAGCAAAAAUGCAAAGGAACCACGUGGAAAGUUUCGCAGCGGCGUUGACACUUUGCGACAUGGAAGGUGUUAAUUGGGAGAUACCAGACGCUUGUGUGCCGCUUUCUAGCUCGGUGAUGCAUCGCACAAUCGAGGAAGAUAAAACCACAUUAGUCGUACCCUCUGAGCAGGUUCAGGCUUGUUUGACUACUCUUUCUAAAGAUCAUACGCACUGGAUGACAUGGCUGCAUCGUCGAGAUUCGGCUCUGUUAUUCUGCAGAGCUGCGAGCAUAGAUAUGGAUAAGGAUCAAAUGUUUGAAACUCAAAAGCUGCUCGUCAAAAUCAUGACAGAUUUUGCGAAAGAACUAGACAUCGAGUUGACUCUCCUGAAGGUAAAACUGGAAGGACAGACCAGAGAGGCAGAUCAGUUCUUUCAGGAAUUCAUGGAGCACGCAAAACAAAUGAAGUCAAGAUUUCAGGGAACAAUGGAUCAUGUUUCCAAAGACGUCAAGGUAGUAGCAUCUUCGAUCGCGUCUAUAAAAGACAGUGGUCUCGAUAUACAACGGUUUCUACAAUCUCUGUUUCAGACAGCCGUAGCAGGUCAUGCGGAAAUGGCCGCUAAGCAGGAGGAGUCGCUGGCAGUCUCCACCCAAAACAUGCAAACACGUUUAGGAAGUAUUAAUGAUAUGGCGGAAAGAGCCGAAACGUAUGCCGUGGUCAUGGGUAGAGCUAUGGAACACCUUUCAUCGAGGCUAGAAGUAUUAGCAGACCAACAAGAGGAUAUGGAAAAGAAGUCGCAAUCGGUACUCGUGGCGCUAGCCAAUGCUACAGAUCUGUUCUAUAUGCAUGCCGAGCAACUCGAGAAGGCAAGUUUCACUGCGGCCAAAAUUCAUGACAGCUUGGGAAAUGUUGCGACAAUAACGGAUUUCAUUUCAAGCUACACAGACAUGUUACAUGUCGGUGGCUCUUGGGGGGACUGGGCGAUCCGGGCUUUUAGUCCUCCUAGUGCGAUCAUGAUUGGGAGUUACGGUCUACCUCCUAGCUUAUUUCGCAAUGUCUUCUUGUUUAUUGCAGGAGCAACGACUGGCGAAGUCAUAGUGCUUCUUCGCAGAUCAGGCGAUUGGAGCUGGUCUUAUGACAGCUUCGUCCCUUCGACGUUUACCCAACUCGCUCGAAAACAUAUCAACCGCGAAAAGCUUCAAGCGAACAAUGACAUAGAGGAUUCACAAAUCAACUCUUUGAUCGUACAUUUUGACACGAACUGA